GAGGACGACGGCGUUGACGAGCUCCCCGGCGCGGCGGGCGCGGCGCCUGGCGCCGCGGGGGGCGGGCGGCCCGCGCAGGUGGAGAUGCUCUUCGCGCAGAGAGGCGGCCCUGCGCAGUGGGUGGCGCCCGACAGCCCCGCCGCGGCCGCCGCCGAGUGGGACGACGAGCAGGCCCGGCCGCUCGAGGUGGCCGCUGGCAGCCGCCGUGUCGCCAACGGGACGCCCCUUUCCGACGCACGCGGAAGCGCCCAGCCUGCCCAGGAGCCCCUGCCGCAGCCGCCGUCCGGGGUGGAGUCGGCCGCGGCUGCGCGCGUCGCCUGGGAGGCCAGCGGGGCCGCCGCCGAGGAGGC
Prorocentrum cordatum is the source of this 350-nucleotide messenger RNA. The record is from the annotation of a GenBank genome assembly. Lineage: Eukaryota; Dinophyceae; Prorocentrales; Prorocentraceae.